Molecule: messenger RNA, 4044 nt
Organism: Gossypium arboreum
Lineage: Eukaryota; Viridiplantae; Streptophyta; Magnoliopsida; Malvales; Malvaceae
Product: histone-lysine N-methyltransferase, H3 lysine-9 specific SUVH5-like
Cellular component (GO): nucleus
Molecular function (GO): zinc ion binding; histone methyltransferase activity; protein binding
Source: RefSeq, a predicted model, not a curated record
UAGUCUUCACGUCUUUUAUGGUGAGUACAAAAGUGUUUUUUUCCGCCGAAAAAUCCGAAAAUUUAAAAGAAAUCGAAUUCUUUCAAAAUCUUUUUAUCUCAGAGAUUUCAGUCUCCUAAUAGGAGUUAAUUUCUAUUUUUUUUUUUGUCUAUAAACAACGUGUGGGUUUAUUAUUUACCAUGUAACAGCGGCGGUGGCAGCGGCUUUGUAUGUUCUUUUUCUCUCUUUUUCGCUUUUAUAUUAAUGGGUUUUCGUUUGAGUUGGAUUUUCUUAUGGUUCUAGAGCUCCGAUUAUUUGUUCAAAAAUUUAUCAUGGUAUUGCAAUUUCAAAUUGAUGGCAAUUUGAAUCCAUCAAAAGGCAAUAUGGAUCCGUCAAAAUUUAAGCGACGAAGAGUCUCUGCUGUUCGGGACUAUCCUAUACAGGCUCACGUCCACCCAUGCAGUUGCUUUCCUGUUUCAAGAAAGUACCCACCUUCAAAAAUUCGGAAAGGGGUUUCUGUCAAGCGGGAUUUUCCUGUAAAGCUGGAUGCUCCUGCUGCUCUGAGAAACUCCGUGUCAUCUAAGGCUUCUGUUGCUACUAAUGGUGAUGAUAUUCAUGCUUGCACAAAUGAUGUUAAGGAAUCCAACUUGCCAAUGGUUGUUUGGGAAGAGAGAAGUGAAUUGGAUGAUUCUAUUGCAAUUAAUAUUCAUCUGUGCACGGAUAUUAGGGAUGACAAGCCAUCUAGUGUUCCUAAUAUUGCUAAUGCAUGUGAUGGUUAUGAAUGCUUAAAAUCUAUCAAAGAAGGUUUUGAGGAAUCCUACCCUUCAAUGAACAUUAAGGGUGAGCAAUGUGCAGUUGAUAUCCCUGUUGCAAAUAACAUUUAUGCUUGCAUAGAAUCUAAGCAAGAAGGUGUACGGGCCAAUGUGUUAAUCAACAUCGGGGAUGAUCCGUGUGAAGCUGUUGUAACCAGUUUUGAUGACUAUCAAUUAGCUUUGAAGGAUGAAAAGAGUAAGAAUCUUGUGUCUCUUACCAAAGAAGUGAGCUCAUUAAUGCUUUCAGAUGAGCGAUGUUCGGAUUCCCCAUUUGGCGUACAUAUUUUCCACACAGCCUAUAAUGAUGAUGAAGAUUAUAUGAAAGAGCAUGAUUCCCAAGCAGCCUUUAGUGAUGAUGUAGUUAGUGUCAAAACCACUUUGGCAGAGGAACUGAGGUCAUUAAUGGUUUCAGAUGAGCGAUUUUUGGAUUCCCAGGUAGCCUUUAAUGAUGAUGAAGAUUGUGUGAAAGAGCAUGAUUCCCUAGCAGCCUUUAGUGAUGGUGAAGAGAGUGUCAAAACUACUGACAAAAAUUCUCAAGUUGACCUUAGCAAUUAUGAGGUGUUCUCUAACAAUGAGUUCAGAAAUGAUUGUGACAAGGUUAAGCAGAUUAUUAAUCAUUUUAGACACGUUUACAACAAGCUCUUACAGGUUAAGUCAGGGAAACUUAGGAGUGGCCUUGCUGUUGAAGCUGCUAUAAUUCUUCAAAAUCAACAUAAGUGGAUCAAAAGAAAUAAGCAGUUUGGCUCUAUCUCAGGAGUUGAAAUAGGUGACUACUUUUGUUGGAGGGCUGAAUUGAAUAUAAUUGGCCUCCAUUGUCGAAAUGUUCAUGGCAUAGAUUUUAUGAAAAUGGAUGGAAAAAAUCUAGCCAUAAGUGUUGUGGACUCCGGCCGAUACGACAAUGUUUUUGAGUCAAACAAUGAAGAGUUUCCAGAUACCUUAGUUUAUUUAGGGGAAGGUUCAAAUCCAAAGGUUCAAAGUAAGAAAUCUAUUGAGGAUCAAAAGCUUAGAGGUGGUAACCUUGCUCUGAAGAAUAGUGUAGAAGCAAAAAAUCCUGUAAGGGUUAUUCGUAAGAUUUUCUUUAAACGUGGGAAGGUAGAAAAGCGCAAAUAUAUUUAUGAUGGGUUGUACUUUGUUGAUAGUUAUCGACAAGAAAUAGCAUCAUCUGGCAAGCUUGUUUUUAAGUUUUUGCUGAAGAAAUUUCCUAGCCAACCAAAACUUGAUUGGAGAAAAUUGGUUAGGGAACUUGAUUGUAUGAGUUAUAAUUCUGAAGGCAAAGAGAGGUCACCUAUUUGUGCAGUGAAUGCUUUGGAUGAUGAGAAGCCCCUAAUCACUGAUAAUAUUUCUCAAGGUGAAGAGAGGAUACCUAUUCGUGCAAUAAAUGCUUUGGAUGAUGAGAAGCUUCCGAUAUUUAAUUAUGUCACCAGUGUGACAUAUCCGGAGUCCUAUUGUCCUUCAAUGAUUAAUGAUGGUUGUGAUUGUAUUGAUGGAUGCUUAGACUAUGAUUAUGAAGAACGCCUUUUUGAGGCAAAGCCCCUUAUUGUUGAGUGUGGACCUUCUUGUAAGUGCUUCACCUCUUGCCUUAAUAGAGUGAGUCAAUGUGGAAUUCAACUUCCUUUAGAAGUUUUUAAGACUAAAGCAAAAGGAUGGGGUGUUAGAUCACGGUCUUUUAUUCGACGUGGAUGCUUUAUAUGUGAGUAUACAGGUGAAAUCCUUCGAGACAAGGAAGGUGAACAAAGGAUAGGUAACGAUGAAUACUUGUUUGAUAUAGGAGUUAGUUACGGUGAUCAUUCUUUGAGAGAUGCAAAUUCUCUCGGUUCAUUUGAGGGAAAUGAAUGUUUCACUAUUGACGCCGCUCGAGUGGGGAAUGUGGGACGAUUCAUCAAUCAUAGUUGUUCUCCGAAUCUUUUUCCUCAAAGUGUUCUCUUUGAUCAUGACAACAAAAGAAUGCCACAUAUUAUGUUAUUUGCUAUGGAAGAUAUACCACCAUUGAAUGAGUUAACAUAUGACUAUAAUUAUGAAAAAGGUGGAGUUUGUGAUGCAAAUGGUAAUAUCAAGAUCAAGCAUUGCUAUUGUGAUUCUAGUGAUUGCACCGGGAGAAUGUAUUAGGUAAGAUGUAUUCUUCAUUCGUGAAUUAGACCUCAUCAUGCAUGGGUUGAGAAACAUUUAUUCUGAAUUUUUAGUUUAUUUGAUGUGUUGUAUUUUUAAAAUUUUUUAUAUGAAUAUAAUAAUAUAAAAAAAUAUAAUACGGGCGGGUUAGGUUGGAUUUAGGUUUUAGUAUUUUUAUUCAAGUUGAGUUUGGAUAACAUUGUAAGUUCAUUUUUUGGGUCAGGUUAGGCUUAGAAAAUAGGCAUAAAAUUAUGUUGAGGCUUGGCUCAAACUUAACUUGACCUAUCACUUCCACUUUGAAUAUUGGUAUGCCUCGUUAAGGUGAACAAUUGUCAUUGUUACUAUCUACCUUUGCCAGUUUCACAUGUGAACAAACAUUUUAUUUAAAACACAUAUAUUACAUAUACGAGAGGUAAUUCUUGGAGAAUGAUCUAUCUUUUUGCAAAAGGGUAAGUAAGGGUAUUCAUAUUUUGGUUAAAAUUGAAUUAAUUGAUCGAAUCGAUUUAAUUUAAUUAAUUGGUCGAUGGUUGAAUUUAGUUCAGUCAGAAGUUAAUUAAUGAUUUUUAAAAUUUUGGUUAUCGGUUAAAUUGAUUUGAAAUGGGUAAUUAAUCAAAUUAACUAAUUAAUCGAAAUAAAUAAUAUAUGUUAUAUAUAAUUGUUGACUUCUUGUUUGGUUAACUUUUAAGAUUUAUGUAGUGUUUCUAAUAUCUUAUUUGUUUUCACUAUUAAUAGUAAGAUAAAUUUGUAAUUUUAAUAUAUUUAUUUUGGUUAAUUAUUGAAUAAAUGCUAUUAAAUUUGUUAUUUUCUUAUCGUGAAUAAAGUUGGUGUGUUGGAUUCAAACUCUUACAAUAAAGGGGCUAAAUUGAAACAAAAAGCAAAGAGGAGGGUUUGAUUGAAAGAUUGAAGAUUCAAAGAUGACUGAUAAAGAUUGAAGUGUUGAAGGUUUUUUUUUAAAGUGGCUGGAUAAAGAUUGAAGGAUUUUUGAUAUUGUUACAAUUCUGUAAUUAGUUUAAAUUUGAUUUUUAAAAUUUAAAUUAUUUAGUUAUAAUAUUUAGGAAAAAUCUAGUUAAAUUUUAGCACUAAAAUUGUGUAUAAAUACUUAGUGAUUAUAGUCAAUUUCACACACUUGGCUUUUGGAUUAAUCAAA